CUCAUUUGCUUUGAAAGAUGGCUGAAGAUUGGGAGGCUGUACCAGCUGUCGCUGAAUCACCAGAGAUCAAACUCUUUGGCAAAUGGAGCACAGAUGAUGUGCAGAUCAACGACAUCUCCCUGCAGGAUUACAUUGCCGUGAAGGAGAAAUAUGCCAAAUACCUCCCUCAUUCCAGCGGCAGAUACGCAGCCAAACGUUUCCGUAAGGCUCAGUGUCCCAUCGUGGAGCGCGUCACUAACUCCAUGAUGAUGCACGGACGCAACAACGGCAAGAAACUGCUGACCGUCCGCAUCGUCAAACACGCCUUUGAGAUCAUCCACCUGCUCACCGGCGAGAAUCCUCUGCAGAUCCUGGUGAACGCCAUCAUCAACAGUGGUCCUCGUGAGGACUCAACUCGUAUCGGACGUGCUGGAACCGUGAGGAGACAGGCUGUUGAUGUGUCACCUCUGCGCAGGGUCAACCAG
Molecule: messenger RNA, 464 nt
Organism: Sinocyclocheilus rhinocerous
Lineage: Eukaryota; Metazoa; Chordata; Actinopteri; Cypriniformes; Cyprinidae
Product: 40S ribosomal protein S5-like
Exons: 3
Biological process (GO): translation
Cellular component (GO): small ribosomal subunit
Molecular function (GO): RNA binding; structural constituent of ribosome
Source: RefSeq, a predicted model, not a curated record